This is a messenger RNA of Monoraphidium neglectum, 915 nucleotides long. RefSeq lists its product as hypothetical. Gene Ontology annotation, molecular function: DNA helicase activity. Gene Ontology annotation, biological process: telomere maintenance; DNA repair. The record is from RefSeq and is a predicted model, not a curated record. NCBI's taxonomy places the organism in Eukaryota, Viridiplantae, Chlorophyta, Chlorophyceae, Sphaeropleales, Selenastraceae. The transcript is spliced from 3 exons. The coding region runs from base 1 to 915 and encodes 304 amino acids.
AUGGCGGCCGCGGCGGCCGUUGGUGGGACUGCAAGCGAGCAGCCGCACGUUGGUGAGGAUCGCGUUGACCUGGUAGGUAUCGCGACCUCGAGCGACGACGAGGACGGCGCCCACAGCAGCAGCAGCGGCAGCAGUGGCGGCGGCACCGGCGCAGGCGGGCAGCAUGUAGCGCUGCGCAACGGCUCAAAACGCCGUGUGCAGCGCGAGUGGCAGCACUCCCGCCAGCGGCCGCCGCGAAAGCGCAAAAUGGGUUUCAGAGAAGAUGCGAGUGGUCUGAUAACAAUCCUCGACACCGAUGAGGAGGAUGGGGAGGACGCGGGGGAGGAGUGGGAGGAGGGUGGUGAUGGCGGCGACGAUGAAGUGAUCUGCACAGGCACUGCGAACGCGCAUCCAUCCAUAGCGGCGUCCGGCCUGGCGGCCGCGGCGACGGCCGCAGCGGCGGACGCGCGGGCCUUCGCCAACGCCGCCGCCGCGGCGGCUGCAGCUCGCGGCGCAUGGGUGCCCACAUUGCCUGGCGCGGGGCCCGCGUCUUGCGACGCCGCGGCGGUGGCCGCGGCAGCUGCAGUGCCGCUGCCCUGUCAGCUGUCCCAGGGCGGCGCCCAGGCUGACGAGCUGAGCGAUGAGCAGGCUGCCGUGGCGCGUGCUGUGCUGGUGGAGCGCGCCAACGUGUUCUUCAGCGGCUCCGCCGGCACGGGCAAGUCAUUCCUGCUCAACCACAUCGUGGAUCAGCUGCGGCGCCAGUUUGGCCCCAAAUUCCACGACAGGGUCGCCGUCACAGCCGCGACGGGCAUCGCCGCCACACACAUUGGCGGUGGGCGCUCGCUUGGGGCAGUGCGGCGCCCUACCCCACUUUGGGCCCCUCUCACCAUCUCAUCAUUCAUGGGGACUGUUUACGGCCGUGAGCUGCGGCUGUAG